UUAAACACACUAUAGCAGUGUCGUUCAGAGCAGCGCGAAACAUCGUUCGUAUAAGUGCUUCUGCGUGCGAAGAAAACAAAGAAAAUGGCGUCUACGUGUUUUACACUUGUCAUUGGUGCAUUGGUUCUGCUAACCUUUUACCUGAUCAAAAAGUACACCUAUUGGAAAAGACGUGGAAUUCCAACGGUGAGGGGAAUCGUUCCUUUCGUGGGUAACAUAUUACCAGUACUAACUAUGAAAUACAAUUUCUUCGACUACAACACCAAACUGUACAACGAUUACAAAAACUACAGCAUGAUUGGAUAUUACAAAUUACUGACGCCAGUGUUGUUGAUUCGCGAUCCUGAAUUAGUGAAAACAGUGGUGCAAAGCAAUUUUUCAAAUUUCCACGAUAAUGGAAUAACACUUCGACCGGAACUGGAUCCUCUGCUAUCCAAGGAUCCGUUCUUCGCUUCCGGCGAAACAUGGUCGCGUUCUAGGAAAAGACUGGCUUAUGCAUUUUCUAAUGCCAAAUUGAAGGUAUUUUACGCAGCCGUUAAUGGAGUGUGUAAAAAGUUCGAAGAGUUUCUUAGCCAACAAUUAACCGACAACGAGAAAUACGAAAUUGAACUGAAGCAAUUGUUUUCAAAAUUCACUGCUGAGAUUGUGGCUAAUGCCGGUUUCGGUUUGGAGGGAUUCUCUUUCCAGGAGAAGAAGAAACCCAAGGCGUUCGAAGCGAUUUCACAGGGAAUGUCCGACUUCAGCUUCUUCAGAGGGUUCAUAAACAACAUCGUAUUCAUUCCUGAAAUCAGAAACCUUCUGAGGCUGAGACUCCUACCAAGGGAGUUCGAUCAGCUGUUCAGAAAUAUCGUCAAGGAGAGUCUGGAAAUCAGACGAAAUGAUCCAACGCCUAAAAACGACUAUCUGCAAUUAAUGAUGGAUCUUUCGAAAAGUACGAACGAGCCAAUAAGCGAUGAAGAUACUACCGCAGGAGCGUUAUCCUUUUACGUGAACGGUUUCGAAACAUCCGGCAACACCCUUAGCUUCGUAGGCUAUUACCUGGCGACACAUCCAGACAUUCAAGAAAAACUGAGACAGGAGAUUACGUCUAAAAUCGCUGAUUGCGAGGGUGUACUGACAUUCGAAGCACUGAAGGAAAUGACGUAUAUGGAUCAAGUGAUCAGCGAGUCGCAAAGAUGUUAUCCUGUCACAUCCUCUUUUUCGAGACAGUGUACCGAAGCGUGCGAACUACAAGGACCAGAUGGAUUAAAAUGUCGAGUGGAACCUGGUACACAGGUGAUUAUACCUAAUCACGCAUUGCAAUUGGAUCCACAAUACUGGUCCGAUCCCGAAGUUUUUGAUCCAGAGCGAUUCAACGAAGACAGGAAGAAAAGUAUAGUGAAAAUGACUUUCCUCCCAUUCGGGGAAGGGCCAAGAAUGUGCGUGGGAAUGAAAAUGGGUAUGUUGCAAGUGAAAUCGUGUUUGGUUACCUUGUUGACCAAGUACAAAUUGGAAUUAUCAAAUAAAACGCAGCUUCCUUUGAAGUUAUCGCCAUACGCCUCCGUGACGGUACCAAUUGGAGGCUUAUGGGCUCAUAUCUCAAAAAUUUAAAAAUGAUUUUUCAAAAACUCGUAUGUAACAUGUACUAUAUAUUAUUUUGAAGUUUCAUGUUGAUUAGCUGUUAGGAAUGUAAGUGUAUAAACUACAGAAUUGCGAAGCAAUAAUUAAUAGAUUACAUAUACAGUA
Osmia lignaria (orchard mason bee) is the source of this 1725-nucleotide messenger RNA. Its product is annotated as cytochrome P450 9e2-like. Gene Ontology annotation, molecular function: oxidoreductase activity, acting on paired donors, with incorporation or reduction of molecular oxygen; iron ion binding; heme binding. NCBI's taxonomy places the organism in Eukaryota, Metazoa, Arthropoda, Insecta, Hymenoptera, Megachilidae. The record is from RefSeq and is a predicted model, not a curated record.